AUGUCGAUGGCAACUUUCAGUGGAAAACGGUACUUCGUGACAUUCAUUGAUGACAAGUCAAGAUACUGUGUCGUCUAUCUGCUCAAGAGCAAAUCUGAAGUUGCGGCGAAGUUCAUGGAAUACGCUGCGAUGGCCGAAACGCAAACCGGAAAGCGCGUGAAGUACCUUCAAAGCGACAAUGGGGGUGAAUACAAGUCCGACAAGCUGGCACGAUUCUGCGCGGAACGGGGAAUACAACAAAGGUUCACACCCCCAUAUACUCCUCAGCUAAACGGAGUAGCUGAGAGAAUGAAUCGCACGCUGGUCGAGUGUGCGCGUUGCAUGAUGGAACACGCUGGACUGGAAAAGAGCUACUGGGGUGAAGCAGUGAUGACGGCGAUGUUUCUUCGAAACCGCUGUCCAACACGUGCCAUUCACCAAGACAAGUCUCCAUAUCAAGUGUGGACGAUGAAGAAACCGAUUCUGGCCAACCUUAAAGUGUUUGGAUGCCACGCGUAUGUUCAAGUGCCUCAAGACAAACGCGCGAAGUUCGACUCCAAGUCAUCACUCUGUCGUUUCCUGGGAUACGCCGAACACCAGAAGUCAUAUCGAUUUGAGGAAGUGUCAACAGGAGCGAUCAAGAUCAGUCGCGAUGCCACAUUCAUGGAAGACAAGUUUGAUGAAGGUCCGCGCAACUACAACGAUGAGUCAAGUGUCGUUGAGUUUGAUGAUCAUGAUGAGGACGAAGAAAAAGAAGAAGGUAAAACUGACGACGACAUGGACUCGAGCGACGAUGACAACGAAGACACCAGGUCUUCGAAGAGCAACAUCAAGAGACACACGCGCACUCAAUCACUUGAGAAAGCUACCGUCAUUCCAAGUCCCAAGCGAAGAACAUACAGAGGUCCGUCGCUUGAGCAUGUGUCAGCGGCUGCAAUGGAUUUUGAAGCAGCCUACAUCGUUGAUUCAGUGGGGGAAACGCCGACUACAUUCAAGUCGGCGAUGGAAUCAAGCGACUCCGGCAAGUGGAAAGAAGCGUGUGACUCGGAGUUCGAUUCGCUUCAGAGAAACGAGACGUGGGAAAUCGUGCCUCUUCCGAAAGGUCGCAAGGCCAUCGGGUGCCGAUGGGUUUUUCGUGUAAAGGAGAAUCAAGAUGGCGAAGUUGAACGUUUCAAGGCAAGACUUGUGGCCAAAGGAUUCUCACAGAAAUUCGGAGUUGACUAUGAAGAAACUUUCGCACCGGUGGCCAAGUUCACAUCGAUUCGUGUGGUGCUCAGUAUGGCGGCCAAGUACGGCCUAAUGCUACAUCAGAUGGACGUCAAGACAGCGUUUCUUAACGGCUCCCUCAACGAAGACAUCUACAUGGACCAGCCGGACGGAUACCUGGAUGCAACACAGCCGGACUAUGUGUGCAAGCUAAAGAGAUCACUCUACGGCUUGAAGCAAUCGCCUCGCAUGUGGAACCAAACAAUCGAUGGGUUCAUGAUCAAGAUGGGAUUCAAGAAGUGCGAAUCGAACCACUGCAUCUACAUCAAGCGAGACGACCAAGACAUGAUUCUCGUGGUGCUCUACGUCGAUGAUCUCAUCCUGGCCAGCAGCAACAACGAACUCCUCAAGUCAACCAAGAUGGCGCUGAGCAAACGCUUCGAAAUGACGGAUCUCGGUGAGCUCGAUUACUUUCUCGGCAUGGAGAUCAAGAACGACCGUAAGACGGGAAUGGUGACUGUACAACAAACCAAGUUUCUCAAGUCCGUGUUAACCAAGUUCGGAAUGGAUAACAGCAAGCCAGUGAAGACGCCUCAAGAUCCCGGCCUGAAGCUAACCAAGAACAUGUGUGAACAAGAAUGCAAGCACGAAGACACCAUGUGCAACGUGCCAUAUCGAAGUGCUGUCGGAGGCAUCAUGUAUCUCAUGGUCGCCACACGUCCGGAUCUAGCUGCUGCAGUGGGAUCAUUAUCCCAGUUCUCGUCCGACCCAUGCCCGACUCACUGGCAAGCUUUGAAGCGUGUGCUGAGAUACCUGCAAGCAACGCCCAAUCAUGGUCUUGAGUUUACACGUGAAGAAGGAAGCCGUAUCUGCGGGUACACCGACGCAGACUGGGCCGGCGACAUUGAGUCAAGACGAAGUACAAGCGGCUAUGUGUUCAUGAUGAGCGGAGGAUGCAUCAGCUGGAAAAGCCAGAAACAACGGACGGUCGCGCUAUCUUCAACAGAAGCAGAAUACAUGGCGCUUUCCGAAGCAACCAAAGAAGCAGUAUGGCUCAAAGUGCUUUUGGGGGAACUUGGUGAGAUGACAAGCGACGAAGCGAUCAAGAUGUAUGAAGACAACCAAGGAUCAAUCGCUCUCGCCAAGAACCCGGAGUUCCAUAAGAGAACAAAACACAUCGACAUACGCUACCAUUUUGUGCGUGAGAAGGUGGAAUCAGGUGAAGUCGUUUUGGAGUAUUGCCCGACUCAAGAUAUGCUGGCAGACAUGAUGACCAAGCCGAUCGCCGCUGUACAAUUUGAAAACAUUCGCGAUCGACUUGGGAUCCAAGGUGCCGCAGCCAACGAGUCGAGAGGGAGUGUUGAAAAGACAGCGGCUGUGAAGAAGACACCUCGUCAAGCUGCGUCAAGUGUUGAAGCAAGUGGAAGACCAAGCUUCGCUAUACCGGUGGGUACCGGUAUGUACCAGUAA
Molecule: messenger RNA, 2655 nt
Organism: Peronospora matthiolae
Lineage: Eukaryota; Oomycota; Peronosporomycetes; Peronosporales; Peronosporaceae
Source: the annotation of a GenBank genome assembly